AUAGAAACGACGUCGUUUUGAUACGGGAUUGUCUCUUAAGCAAAUUCGUGGAAAUCGAAGAGAUUUGAGAGACUACGAGGAGGAAGAAGAAGACGAUGGGGUACGUGUUGAGGGUAAGAUUGGCUUCUUUCUUCGCUGGAGCUGCGACUGCGUCUUUUAUCGGCCUCUCUGUUCUCUAUAAGGAUUACAAGGUCGCUCACGAAUCGAUUUCUCAGCAGGCAAAGUCUUUUCAUGACUCUCUGGAUAGAAGGAUCUCUACUCUUGAAAGCUUGAGACAAAGUGAAGCUCCACAGCUUGCUGAGACAACUGAUUAACACAUCUGUCUCGACAUUGAUACUCUCUGCUUUGCUGAUGAUGUUUUUGAGGUUGGCUCUUUUUCGCUUUUAUGAAUAACUUGGAAGUUCUUGUAAGCCUACUGUUAUCAAACAAUGAAGUUAAGGUUGUCUACAUGGAUUGAAACUUGCUGUAACACUUGCCAAUUAAAAAAUUGAAUGUUUCGACAUAUUGGUUUGGAUCUUAA
Messenger RNA from Eutrema salsugineum, 520 nucleotides. RefSeq lists its product as uncharacterized. Bases 96 to 314 code for a protein of 72 amino acids. The transcript has 2 exons. The record is from RefSeq and is a predicted model, not a curated record. NCBI's taxonomy places the organism in Eukaryota, Viridiplantae, Streptophyta, Magnoliopsida, Brassicales, Brassicaceae.